This is a messenger RNA of Penicillium roqueforti, 297 nucleotides long. RefSeq lists its product as uncharacterized. The transcript has 4 exons. Gene Ontology annotation, molecular function: endopeptidase inhibitor activity. NCBI's taxonomy places the organism in Eukaryota, Fungi, Ascomycota, Eurotiomycetes, Eurotiales, Aspergillaceae. Bases 1 to 297 code for a protein of 98 amino acids. Gene Ontology annotation, biological process: vacuole fusion, non-autophagic. The record is from RefSeq and is a predicted model, not a curated record.
AUGAAGCUUACACUUGCUACCCUGCUAGUUCUACCGCUGGCACUGGCCGGAUCGCUCAAGUCCGUCAUCGUCACUUUCCCCAAGGGAACGCCUGACUCGGUGGUUAACCAGGCCAAAGCCUCUUUGGUGGCUUCAGGUGGUGUUAUCACGCACGAGUACCAUUUGAUCAAUGGAUUCGCCGCCGAGGCUCCUGCGAGCGCUCUCCAGACCCUCUCCACGCAGGAUACCCAAUACAAACCGAAUAUCGAAGAAGAUAAGGUUGUCAGUGCGUAUGGAGACUACGCAGCUGCAGUCUAA